Messenger RNA from Oncorhynchus mykiss (rainbow trout), 1639 nucleotides. Its product is annotated as eukaryotic translation initiation factor 5A-1. NCBI's taxonomy places the organism in Eukaryota, Metazoa, Chordata, Actinopteri, Salmoniformes, Salmonidae. Gene Ontology annotation, biological process: positive regulation of translational termination; positive regulation of translational elongation. Gene Ontology annotation, molecular function: translation elongation factor activity; ribosome binding; RNA binding. The record is from RefSeq and is a predicted model, not a curated record.
GCGCACUGAGCACCAUACUGCCGUGGUUCAUUUCAUGGGUAUUUGGAAAGGCUGUGAGGGAGUGAGUGAGCGAAAGGUGCUAGACUUUAAGGUUCACACUCUUUUUAGGCUGGCGGCUGACCUAAGCGUGCGCCCCCCGACGAGAACGAUUUCGACCGUGCGGAGGCUAGUGAAAGCGACUGGAAUGAGAGAAGAAUAAAGUGAGAGCUGAUUUAGGAGUAAAGGAACGACAAGCAGAGGCACCGCGGCGGUAGACACCAGCCAGACAGCCGUUAGCUACCGACGGAGAGAGAGAGAAAAGGAAAAAAUUAAAAGGGGGACGGUUUGACAUUUGUGUAAAGCGCACAGAGUAACCAAAUUGUGGAAACCUUAGUACACCGGGUAUGGCAGACGCAGACGUCGACUUCCAGACAGGCGAUGCCGGGGCAUCCGCCACCUUCCCCCAGCAGUGCUCGGCGCUGCGCAAGAACGGCUUCGUGGUGCUGAAAGGACGACCCUGCAAGAUCGUGGAGAUGUCCACCUCCAAGACCGGAAAACAUGGCCACGCUAAGGUCCACAUGGUUGGUAUUGACAUCUUCAACGGCAAGAAGUAUGAAGAUAUCUGUCCCUCCACCCACAACAUGGACGUCCCCAACAUCAAGAGACUGGACUACCAGUUGAUUGGGAUCACGGAUGGUUACCUGUCUCUGCUCCAGGACAGUGGUGAGGUGAGAGAGGACCUAAAGAUGCCAGAGGGAGACAUGGGCAAAGAGAUCGAAACCAAGUAUGACGCUGGAGAGGAGAUUCUGAUCACUGUUCUGUCUGCAAUGAACGAGGAGGCUGCAGUUGCCAUCAAGGCCAUGGCUAAAUAAGACACUACAGGGGUUAACAAGAUGCACUGGAUCUGAAAAAGGAGGGAAUACGGCCAUGUCAAAGCUAUUCUCUCUUUUUCUUUCUUUUUUUCUUUUUCGUCAACUCUCUCCCUCUGUACUUUCUCGCCCUUCUCUGGGUAAAAUUGGAAACUAAUUUCAAUAAAUAAUUGGGAACUGCAAACAGUCAAAACAUUCUCUCAUAUAUAUAUAUAUAUAUACACACAACAUACAAGUCAGUACACACACGGCAUACAAGUCAGUACACACACGGCAUACAAGUCAGUACACACACGGCAUACAAGUCAGUACACACACGGCAUACAAUUCAGCAUUCAAGUCAGUACAUACACGGCAUACAAUUCAGCAUUCAAGUCAGUACACACACGGCAUACAAUUCAGCAUUCAAGUCAGUACACACACAGCAUACAAUUCAGCAUUCAAGUCAGCACACACACACACACACACACACACACACACACACACACACAGCAUACAAGUCAGCACCAGUAAACACAAACAGCAUACAAGUCAGCACCAGUACACACACACACACAGCAUACAAGUCAGUACACACACGGCAUUCAAGUCAGUACACACACGGCAUUCAAGUCAGUACACACACGGCAUUCAAGUCAGUACACACACAGCAUACAAUUCAGCAUUCAAGUCAGCACACGCACACACACACAGCAUACAAGUCAGCACCAGUAAACACAAACAGCAUACAAGUCAGCACCAGUACACACACACACACAGCAUACAAGUCAGCACCAGUACACACACACACA